Messenger RNA from Ilex paraguariensis (yerba mate), 3293 nucleotides. NCBI's taxonomy places the organism in Eukaryota, Viridiplantae, Streptophyta, Magnoliopsida, Aquifoliales, Aquifoliaceae. The record is from the annotation of a GenBank genome assembly.
AUGGUGUUUUCUUGUUUGAAUUCCGGGUGUUUCUUAUCAAGUAUCCUCUUGGGGAGUCUUCUGUUGGUCAUGAACUCGGGUUUUGAAUCAGCAGCCGUACCAACUUUUAGUAAUGAGACAGAUGGUCAAGUUUUGCUCGACUUCAAGAAUCGGAUAACUCAGGAUCCACUUCAAAUUAUGAGCUUAUGGAAUGCUUCUCUUCAUUUCUGCAAGUGGGUAGGUGUUACAUGUAGUCCCUCCAAUGGGAGAGUCAUGAUUCUGAACUUGGAGUCACAAAGAUUGGUUGGCUCCAUACCACCCUCCAUAGGUAACUUGACAUUUCUAACUGGUAUCAACCUUCAAAACAAUAGCUUCAAUGGUGAAAUUCCACAAGAAAUGGGACGCUUAAGACUCCUACAACAUCUCAAUUUCAGUCAAAAUGCCUUUGUUGGACAUAUUCCGACUAAUCUCACACACUGCUCAGAACUUACAGUGCUUGAUUUAGUAUAUAAUGAGCUUGUUGGGCCGAUUCCAGACCAGCUCAGCUCACUCUCACAAAUGUUAUAUUGGGGUCUUGGUGCUAACAAUCUCACAGGCCGCAUCCCAGCUUGGAUAGGGAAUUGUUCGUCUCUAGUCGCUAUUUCACUUGUGCAAAACAAUCUUCAAGGAAAUAUUCCUCAUGAACUAGGAAGCCUUUCAAGCCUGAAAUUCUUUCAAAUUUCUUCAAAUGAAAUCUCUGGUUCGAUUCCUUCGUCAAUUUAUAAUAUUUCAUCAAUUUUCUUUUUUUCUUUUGCUCGGAACCAGUUACACGGGCAACUCCCAUCGGACAUCGGCUUUACCCUUCCCAAUCUUAAGGAAUUUUAUGGGGGCGGAAAUAACUUCUCUGGUCCAAUUCCUGUCUCAUUACCGAAUGCUUCUGGCCUUCAAAUGCUCGAUUUUCCUGAAAAUAGUCUCACUGGGACUGUGCCAACGAAUCUUGGAAGCUUGCAAGCUAUAUACAGAAUUAUAUUUGAUUAUAAUAAGCUAGGAAAUGAGGAUAUUGGCAACCUGCUUACUUUCUUGACAAAUUGUACUAGUCUAGAAGAGUUGGGCUUGGUUGGAAAUCUAUUUGGCGGAAAGCUGCCCAACUCUGUAGCUAACCUUUCAACCAACCUCAAAAUGCUUACUCUCGGUUCCAAUCUGAUAUAUGGCAGCAUUCCUUAUGAAAUCGGGAACCUUACCAACUUGACCAAUCUAGGCCUGGAAGGGAACUUCCUAACUGGCAGAGUCCCUGAUGCUAUGGGGAAACUUCAACAUUUGGGAAAACUGUAUUUGAAUGCUAACAAUUUGUCUGGACCGAUUCCAUCCUCCCUUGGUAACUUGACAUCAUUAAACAUGCUCUUUAUCGAUGACAAUAGACUAGAAGGAAGCAUUCCCUCAAGCCUUGGAAAAUGCCACAAGCUUGAGAUAUUGGUCCUUAGUAGUAACAAUCUCAGCGGGACAAUACCAAAAGAGGUCAUGGCUAUCUCUUCCCUUACAAUUUCUUUGGCAAUGGCUCAUAACUUUUUGACUGGUUCCCUUCCUUCUGAAGUUGGCAAGUUGAUAAACCUCGUGGAGCUGGACGUUUCGGAUAACAGAUUAUCAGGUCAAAUUCCAAGCACCCUCAGCAGCUGUCUUCUUUUGGAGCGCCUGCUAAUGAAGGGUAAUUUACUUCAAGGAACCAUUCCUGAAAGUUUGAAAACAUUGAGAGGGUUGGAAGAGAUUGACCUUUCACAAAAUAACUUGUCCGGACAGAUUCCAAAAUUUCUGGGAAAGUUUUCUUUUCUCAAGAAACUCGAUCUUUCAUUCAAUAAUUUUAAGGGCGAAGUGUCGAGGGAAGGCAUCUUUGCAAAUGUAAGUGCAAUUAGUAUCCUAGGAAACAAUCAGUUAUGUGGAGGUGUCCUGGAAUUACAUCUGCCGGCAUGCUCUCAAGGUAACUCCCACUCAUCAGCAAAACUCCUUACCCUGAGAGUAUUAAUCCCGGUAACUGUAUCGAUUGUGCUUAUAGUAAUAUUGUUGUGUUCUUUUGCUGCUUGGUGUACGAUAAGGAACCCAAAAACAGAACUUUUAAAAGCAUCCUCCACAAAGGAUUGGCAAUCAGGUGUUUCAUAUGCAGAUGUUGUUAAAUCAACAAAUGGAUUUUCAAUGGACAAUUUGAUCGGUUCUGGUAGUUUUGGUUCUGUCUACAAAGGAGUUGUAAAUGGUGAUGGUGCAAAGGUGGCAAUAAAAGUAUUAAACCUUGAACAACAAGGGGCUUACAAGAGUUUCAUAGAUGAAUGCAAAGCUCUGAAAAGUAUAAGGCACCGUAACCUGCUCAAGAUCAUCACUGCCUGUUCAAGCGUCGACUAUCAAGGUAAUGACUUCAAAUGUCUAAUUUUUGAGUUCAUGUCCAAUGGAAGCCUAGACUUUUGGCUGCAUCCAAAAGAUGGUGAGCAGCGUAAUACCAAGAACUUGAGCAUCAUUCAGAGACUAAACAUAGCUAUGGAUGUUGCUUCUGCAUUGGAUUAUCUUCAUCACCAUUGUGAAACACCAAUUGUUCACUGUGAUCUAAAGCCAAGUAAUGUAAUCCUUGAUGAGGAUAUGACGGCUCAUGUUGGUGACUUUGGAUUGGCAAGAUUCCUUUUUGAAGCACCAAACAAUCCCUCCAAAUAUCACUCCAUAUCAAUUGGGCUAAAAGGUUCUGUCGGGUACAUUCCUCCAGAGUAUGUUAUGGGUGGCCAAGUCUCCACACUAGGUGAUGUUUACAGCUAUGGGAUACUCUUGCUAGAGGUAUUCACCGGUAAAAGACCAACAGAAGACAUCUUCACAAAUGGUCUAAACCUUCCCCAGUUGGUGGCAAUGGCUUUGCCUGAAAAUGUCAUGGAGGUAGUAGACCCAUCAUUGCUCUUGGCUGAAGAAGAAGAUAACUUAGACGAGAAUGAAGACGACGAAGAAGAAAGAGCAAUAAUCAAGGAUGAUGAUCCCCAAUGCACUCCUAGUAGAAAUCAAAUGGUGGAAUGCUUGGUAUCAGUGAUGAAAAUUGGACUGUCAUGCUCUACUCCAUCACCAAUGGAACGACUACAGAUGAGUGUUGUUGUGAACAAACUGCAGAAGAUCAAGGACUCCUUUCUAGGAUUUAGGAAGAGAAGCGGAAGAGUAUGACUAAGCAUCACCAAAUAUGUUUGUUGUAUUCUUAUCGUGUUUUUUACUUUUGUUUUUUUUUUUUAUCUCAAGAACUCCCCAAUUGAGCUGAAUUGAUUCUGAGACAGUUUGGAGUCCUGAUAGUAGCCUAGGUAAAACCAAAAUCACUUAAAACA